ACAGAUCAAUGUGUGAAAUGUUUUUUUUUUCUACAUACCAUCAUUUCAUUUUCUUUUUAUCUCAUGUUUCAUUUAGUUAUGCACAUUUUUGUAUUACCUACAACUUGACAGCAUUUUAAGAAGGAAUAAAAACUUCACAAAUACGUUGCGUAGUUCAAAGUCACAUCAAUAAAGCUUGUACAAUUUGAACAACUGGUGCGAUCUUAUGCACACACCUUAUGCAUUAGAUAUAUAUAUACACACACACCUAAUUACUAAUAAGUGCACCUAAACACGUCUAAACUGUAUUCCUGUAGCCUUAUGGGAGGUCUAGUUUAAAACAUUGUAGCUCAUAUAGAGGUGCACCUAAACACGUCUAAACUGUAUUUCUACAAAGUUGCAAGCACGACUCUGCCUGACUUGUGCUCAUUUCUUUCAUCGAUUCGAACUAAAAGUGCCUCUGAAACCAAGUCUAGGACCUGCCUUGGAGAAGUGUUAAAGUAUAAGAAACGCUAUUCUAACAAAAGACAAUUCUUCACAUUACUGGCAAAUACGUUGUCAAGAUUCUCAAAAAAAGAAAACAGAGUAGCCAGGGAUUCACAAUGAAGUGGUUAACAAUGAAUGGGUCCACAAUGAAGGGGUAUGCAGCGACAAACAGGGAUCUGAACGGACAAAUGUACACCCAGAGACCUCAAGGCUCUGUCCUCUCUGCCCAUGACAUUAGUUACAGUGUCAAGGUGACCUCAACCUACUGCAGAACCACAGACAAACAGAUACUGUUCAAUAUCACUGGUAUAUUCAAACAAGGUUUAACAGCGAUCCUCGGGCCAACCGGUUCUGGAAAAUCUACACUACUCGAUGUGCUGGCUGGCAGGAAGGACUCAAAAGGUGUUUCUGGUCAUCUACUCCUAGAUGGACAACCUUUGCCACACAAUGUCAAGUGCUUGAUGGGAUACGUUGUUCAGGAUGAUGUUGUUAUGAGCACCCUGUCUGUCAGAGAAAAUCUCGCUUUCUCCGCUGCACUUAGAUUGCCAUCAUCAAUGACACCUUUAGACAGACAAUCCCUGAUCAACAAAAUUAUUAGGGAACUUGGACUAGAUAGAUGUGCAGAUACAAAGGUCGGCGAUGAAUUCAUCCCAGGUGUGUCAGGAGGAGAAAGAAAGAGGUGUAGCAUUGGAAUGGAACUGAUUAUCUCCCCUCCAGUACUAUUUUUAGAUGAGCCCACAACAGGUCUAGAUUCUAGCACAGCCAGCUCUAUUCUGUUUUACUUGAAAAGAAUAUCAAGAAAUGGAAGAACUAUCAUAUUAUCUAUUCACCAACCUAGAUACUCCAUCUACAGCCUGUUUGACAGUCUCAUGUUACUGUCUCAAGGUCGCACAGUCUAUCAUGGUCCUUCACAUGAAGCUUUGGAUUUUUUUGCUACUCAAGGAUUUCUUUGCGAAGAACAUAACAAUCCUCCAGAUUUUUUUCUGGAUGUCAUCAAUGGAGAUCUGACCACAUUUGGGAGUGAAAUGUGUAUUGAUAAGGAAGCUAGACCAACAGAUGUGACUCAGACCAAACAGGACAUUUUAGUUGAAGGAUUUAAAUAUUCCCUUUGGAAUAAAAGGCUGCAAGAGGAAAUUCACAAAAUCGUCUCUGCAUUUCAAGAGAACUUUGAAGAGAACAAUGUCACUAUCGACUAUGUCACUUCUUUCGUACAUCAACUGACUGUUGUGGGUGACAGAGCUGUAAAGAACUUAAUAAGACAUCCACAGACAUGUGUCAUCACUGUAACCACUUCCCUGGUGUUAGCAGUCAUCACAGCCGCCAUUUUCUGGCAACUAAAUGAAGACCCUAAUAAAGCAUUUCAAGACAGAGCUGGUGUUUUAUUUUUCCUGGUCAACAACCAUGUGUUUACUAACGUGUCUGCAUUGGGAGUCUUCAUCCACGGGAGGAAACUAUUCAUGCAUGAGAACAUCGGUGGCUUCUAUCGUGUCUCUGUCUUUUUCUUGGUCAAAAUUGUGUUGGACAUCAUUCCACUGCGUAUGAUUCCAGUCAUCAUUUUUUCGGGAAUAGUUUACUUUGCUGUGGGUUUGAACUCUGGAGCUGAUCACUUCUUUCAACUGGUUUCCUGCUUGUUCUGUACCACAGUAGCUUCAGCCAGUCUUUGCUUCCUUAUUAGUGCUGUGAUCAGAAACUUCACAGUGGCUCAAGCCUUACUCAGCCUGUGCUAUAUACUUAUGAUGCUUCUGGGAGGAUUUUUCAUCAACUUUAACUCAAUAGGUCCAUGGCUGAACUGGGCACAGUACUUGAGUUUGUUUAAAUAUGCCCAAACAAUUCUCUUCAUAAAUGAGUUUAAAGACAGACUAUUUUGUAAUAGUACUUACUGUGUAAGUGGUAACACCUACCUGGCAACACAAGGCAUAGCGUUUGAAAGUGAUUGGGACUUGCAAAAAAAUUAUCUGGCACUAGUAUUCUACACCAUCAUUUUAUUCACUUUGUCUUAUGUUCGACUGAGAACUCUGCAGAAAACACGUUAAGUCCCAAUUCAAGGAAAUUUAAUCAGAUUGAUUCUACAUUGAUAUAAGUCACAAAUAACUCCAAUUUAAACAUUGACGGGAAACCAAUAGGAAUUUCAGAUUAGUUUGUCAUUUUAGCUCUCGUGUUUAUGUUUGUAAUCUUAUCACAGCAUCUUGAGCCUACAUUUUGUUUCUUAGCAGCGUUUUAUAAGUAAAAUUAUUAUUAUUAUUUACAUCUAAAUGGUAUGGAAAAAGUUCUUGGUGGACAUUUGGAUAUUUAAACUUCGUUUUAAUAUAUGUAAUUAUUACAUCUAGGGCCUACUACACAGUUCAUUACACUGAGAACUUAUUCUAAUAACAACAGAAGCUGAGAAAAACGUGUUGAAGAUUCCUAUCUAUGGCAGAUAACUAGAAAUAACUUUUGUUUUGGACAAUCCGUUGUACAGAAUAGAGAAAGUGUUGAUAAUUGAGUCAUUUUCAAAGGAUUACGAGAUUUUCGUUUCUCUUGUUAGUACUUUGUAAAGUCCAAUAUCUAAGCUCUUCACUUGUAGCAUAGACUAUGUUAUAGUAUUUCGUUGGAAACAAAUAGUGGCCUUUCAUUUUGACUUCAUUGACAUUGCUUAGUUCUUUUCCUAUUUUUUUAAAAUUUAGGUUUCAUUACAUCGCCUCCAUAUUUCUCUUUAUCGUUUUAUUUUCUUUUUAUAUGUUGCUGUAAAUAUUGCUUAAAGAAAGUGCAUGUAAACUGAAUCUGUUAAAAAAUAAAAUAUUAUAUUUACAUUGACAAAUAUUAAUGCGAAAAGACCGGUAACUUCAUUCAUAUUUUAAAAUAAUCAAAGUCCAAUAUUUGUAUUUCUUUAAACCAUUGUGGCAUAUCAAGCAACAAAUACAUACUAUGAAACAUUAUAUCGUCAUUGUACAAUUUUUGAUAUUUAAUU
Biomphalaria glabrata is the source of this 3412-nucleotide messenger RNA. Its product is annotated as broad substrate specificity ATP-binding cassette transporter ABCG2-like. The record is from RefSeq and is a predicted model, not a curated record. The transcript is spliced from 18 exons. NCBI's taxonomy places the organism in Eukaryota, Metazoa, Mollusca, Gastropoda, Planorbidae. Gene Ontology annotation, molecular function: ATP binding; ABC-type transporter activity; ATP hydrolysis activity. Gene Ontology annotation, cellular component: plasma membrane. The coding region runs from base 582 to 2498 and encodes 638 amino acids.